AUGGCGAAUCACGAAAGGAUCCAUCUGAAUUUGAAGGCUUCUCGUGUGAAGAAUUACACAGGGGGGGUUGCGGCUGAUGAUAUCCCUGAUGAAAUGAUUCAUCGCAUUCAAUCUUUCAUGAAUGCCCGCUUUGCCGCCCGAACCACUGUGUUAUUCAAAUCCUGGCGCCUCGCAUGGCUCACGCGCCCCGAUCUCGAUUUCCGAGACCAAGAUUUCUCUCGAUCUACCGAGUUCUGGGAAUUCGCACUCAACACUUUGCAGAGGUACAAAGAUUCCAAGCUAAGGAUCUAUAGUUUCCGUCUAGAUAUGGAGACUGUUGGAGAUCAUCAGCUAGCUAAAAUAAUGAUUAUAACAGCGAUCGAAUUGGGGGCUACUAAUCUCACGCUUCGAAUUCGGAGAUGGGGUCUUGACUCUUUGUUUAAUUUACCAGAUGCGGUUCUUCAUUCCGAAACCCUAACUGUUUUAUCUGCUCAUGAAUGCCUAAUUGAUCUCCAAUAUGGGAAGAAAGAGGGCUUAACAAUCGGCAGCCGAUCACUCGAGCUCAUUACCCUAUACAGGUAUGGCAACAAGAUUACGAAUGGGAAGUUUGAUGUUCCUAAUAUUCGCAAGUUUAAGGUGGUGGGGGAUCAUUUGCCGCAGCUGGAUGAGUUCAAGACAAGUAGUAAAAGGGAAUGGGAGUCAGAUAUACAAAUACACUGUGACCCCAAAUUGGUAAUCGUUGAUGCACGCUUUAUGGGGGAGGUGGAUCUGGCAGCUACAUUUCAACAGGUUGGAGCUUUUCUGGAGUGA
This is a messenger RNA of Salvia splendens (bonfire salvia), 789 nucleotides long. RefSeq lists its product as uncharacterized. The coding region runs from base 1 to 789 and encodes 262 amino acids. NCBI's taxonomy places the organism in Eukaryota, Viridiplantae, Streptophyta, Magnoliopsida, Lamiales, Lamiaceae. The transcript has 4 exons. The record is from RefSeq and is a predicted model, not a curated record.